Molecule: messenger RNA, 5665 nt
Organism: Hydractinia symbiolongicarpus
Lineage: Eukaryota; Metazoa; Cnidaria; Hydrozoa; Anthoathecata; Hydractiniidae
Exons: 10
Coding region: 391-5007 (1538 amino acids)
Molecular function (GO): protein binding
Source: RefSeq, a predicted model, not a curated record
AUAUCAUUAACGUAUAUUAUUUAAUAUUAUUUUUUAUCCCAUGUAUCAGAAAAUUAAAAAAGCUUGAAACCGUAAAUGUUUAAAUGGCUAGUGUCAUUGUGAUCAAAUAAACAUUUGAUCACAAUGCGUAUAAUGAAUAUACGUCAUUAUAUGGUCAAGUAGACGAAAGUGAUAGCGAUAAGUUGUCAGGGUAACCGAAAAAAAGUAAUAGUGAUAGAUUGUUUUUUUUAAUUACAGAGAUUGGGGACUUGGAUUCAAUCGUAAAGAAGCCUAAAUAAUAGAAGCGAGCGUUCAAUGAAAACAAUAAGCCGAACAGCAUUUAACGUUGAAAGAAUAUCAGGACAGGGCAUAUAAUUACAUAUAUAUAUAAAAGAAAUCUGUUACACUGUCAUGGCAACGGCAGUACCUCCAACAGGAUCUUCUCACCACGCAUUGAUCGCAAACAAUGAAUAUCAAAUUAAAUUGGUCACGCUUCUCAACGAAUGUUGUGACCACUUACGUGAAAUUUUACAUGAUCCUGCCCGUGGCAACAUGCCAAGGGAUAAGAAACAAUUAUAUCUGUCAUUGAAAAAAUAUAAGAAACAUUUAAACCAUCUGAAAAGAGAUCAGCUGGAAAUCGUUUUUCCACAAGAUAAGGAAACAGAUUCGGGAUUGUUUGACAUCACUAUUUUAUGUGACGUUCUAAUUAAUUGUUGUAACGGUAUACAAGCACCAAUCGGUGGGUGGAGGACCAGAAAACCGCAACCGAAUGAUUUCAGUGUCGGUGCGGAGAUCAUUCGAAUCAGAAAUGAGCGGAAUAUUGUUAUGCAUGGAAGAGCAAUGACUUCAGCACAAUAUAAUCGGUUAUGGAACGCCAUAGAAGGUAUAUUAAGAAGACUUGGAUAUGACAUAACGAAAAUUAGAGAUUUGAAGUCUGGUUGUUUAAAAGACUUGGACUUAUUUAAGAUUGAAAUUAUGAAAGCAGUUACUGAAAUUUUAAAGUUCAAUGUUAACAAAAACCAAGACAAUAUAAAACAAAAUCAAGGUGACAUUAAAGCAAAUAAAGACAGUAUUCAGCAAAACGAAGAUGGUAUUACACAAAAUCAAGAUGACAUCAAAGCAAAUAAAGAUAAUAUUCAGCAAAACGAAGAUGGUAUUAAACAAAAUCAAGAUGACAUCAAAGCAAAUAAAGACAAUAUUCAUCAAAACAAAGGUGGUAUUAAACAAAAUCAAGAUGACAUCAAAGCAAAUAAAGACAGUAUUCAGCAAAACGAAGAUGGUAUUAAAGAGAAUAAAGAGAAUUAUAAUCGAUUAGCAGCCGAAGUGGAAAUAGUAAAGCAAACUAUUUCUUCAUCAUCAUGUGAUCAGAAGAGUUCUCAGUUGAAAGAAACUAUAAAAGAACAACCCAGUUAUAUGCUACUAAAAAAUUUUCAUGGAGAUUUUGUAAUAAAAUUUGAUGAUGACUGCUUCAACUGGUCUGCACAAAGUAUACAAACUAUUAUUACUAAAAAUUUUACAAGACAAUCAAAAGAACUUAAUUUCGGCGACGAUUAUUUUGUAGAAGAAAAAGAAGGAAAACUAUUACUGCUUAUUUACAAUCACAAAUCUAUCAAUGCUGAAUCUAUCAAUGGGUUAUCCAUUACGUUAGUUGACAGUGAAAAUAAAACUCAUUUGAUUUCAAUUGAAGAUAUUAAAUUGGUCCAAGCGCAUAUGUGUGAAACCAGCCAUUUUGAUGUAACAACGCACAACAGUAGAAGAAUAUCUGAACAGAUAAAAUGCAUUGUAGGAGCAGAAAGAGAAGAAGCAGAUAUUGAAUUUAUAUGUGGUGGUAGCCUGCAAACAAUGGAACCUAAGGAGUACGAAGCAUUUGAAAGAGAUUACAUCCAGCGUUAUUUCACCGUCAAUGGUAAAUGCAUGGAAGAACCACUCCAAUUUCCACCUCCAAUGCAAAACGUCACACAUUCCUUAUUCGCACAAAAGAUAAAGGAUGUUAUAAUCGAAUUACAACAUUUGUUUACAAUAUUUACGCAUUAUAACACGAAGGAACAUAUUCAAUUUCUAAAACUGGAUAAAGAAUUUUCUUUGAGUUUGGAAAGCACAAUUACUGAUAACAAAAGAAUUCUACUUGUGUUGCCAAAUUAUAUCGUCAACAUUAGAUACACAGAAACAACCGACGCAGUUAGAAUACAAGAUGAAGUCAAAGCGGGCGAAGAAGACUUGAAGGAGCUAUCUAUCAUCACUAAAAAAUAUCUUAAAAAUGGUCACCUGAAAAUGGUUAAUGUUGUAGCUGCACCACAUUUCGAAGAUAUCGAAAAUAUCCACCUUUGUGUAGACUGCAACCUACUCUCCAAGAAAACUUUGGCUGAGGAUAGAAAUAUGAUAAAGUUCUUUUCAAAUAUUUUGCAAAGCUCACAAGCACAAAAUAAUGUUCAGGAUAACAAGGAACGGUAUAUCAACAUAGUCGGUAAAGUCAUGUGUUUUAUGGCUACAAGAAAAGCACUCUAUUCUGUUCCUUCACUCAGUAAAAACGUCCACGAACAAAUAAGCUCGUUAAUACUUUCUCCACAGCAACUCCGUCAUUUAUACAACAACUCUUUAAAAAAAAUUAUAAUCGGUCCUUUAGGCAGUGGUAAGACAGUGCUAGCUUUAGCACAUUUGGAAAUUGCUUACGAGCGCUCUGAGAAUAGAUCGAUCAUAUACUACGUAGUUUGGGACGGCAACACAUUGCUGAAACAGGAUAUUGUCAAUCAUACUAAAAGAUUUAAUUUCAAAGCCGCUGUCGAAGUUGUUGUAAAGGAUAAUGUCGAGUUAGCUCAGGAUAUGAAAAUGAAUGAAGUGCCAACACCAUACCAGUUAAUAGAGUCAUUGGUUAAGAAACAUGUUGACCAAAACCUGCAUCUAAUAAUUGAUGAAUUAAAUGGAGAGUUAUUGAACAAGGAAGAAUCAUCUUUGCUUAAACACUAUCUGGAGACUGAAGACAAAUUAAAUAACUCCUUCAUCAUUUUUUUCCCACAAUCCAUUGAGAAACAUAGAACAUUAAUUUCACACCAAAAAGUCACAAUACAUGACAAGUACAAGUAUGAAGAAACAGGAAUGGAAGUAUUAAAACUUAACAGAGCAAUGAGAACAACCCGGAUAAUCUUUCAGUUUUUAAAGGCUUUCGAAAAUGAAGUAGAACAAGACAAGGUAACAAUGAAGCUUCCCGAUCAGAAAUCAAAAGAUGCAAUAUCCACCAAAACAAAAAUCGAAAAAAAAAAGAAUCUCUAUUCCAAAUUUUGGCAACAACUGAAACAACCACAACAACAACGGCGACAACAACAGCAGCAGCUGCAGCAACCACCACCACCACAACAACAACAAGAACAAGGACAAACUACCAGUAGCAAUGUCACGCCGAUAAUAAAAGGAGAAGAAAAAGUAUUUGAAACACCGGUUGAUAUUGAUGUCGUUGCAGCUUCCAUACAAGAUGGGGAUCUUUCGGGUAAUGUUAGAAUUGACAUUUCAUUAAAAUUUAAUACAGCGUAUUCAAUCGGUCAUAAUAUCGAAGGAACAAAACCGUUAUUGAUACAUCCGGCAAAUACUCCAACAACAGACAAAGAGUUUAUACCAAUGUUAGCGCUUGUUUUACAAGAUGUAUGUUUACAUCAUGCCACUAAACGUUUGUUCAUAUAUAACACAUUCCCUCAAAAGGAUAUUUUUUACAGAUUACUAAAACUGUUAAAAAUUGAUUUUCUUCACUACGACAAGUACACUGAAUGGAAAGUUUUAAAUUGUGAUGAUAUCAUAGUUAAAAAUCCCUUGCAGAGUCAAAAUUAUAACCUGCUCACUACUAUUGAGGGAAGUCGUGGAGUUGAAGCAGCCGAAUGCAUCUGUAUAAUUGAAAGCAAUGAUUGCAAGUUAAAACAUUUGACGUUAGAAGCAAUGUCCAGAGCAACACAAAAUCUGGUCCUUGUUUCAGCGUCCAACGUCUACCAAUCGGAUACAGUAAAAUCAUCAACUGGUCAUAUCAUCAGUAAACUGUUAGCUGAACAUUUGGUUGAAUACAAUGUAGAAGUCUCAAACGAUGAAGAUACGGAAAUACCGUUCACAAAGUCUAUGGAAAGUAACAAUAAAAUAGUUUUUAACAUAAAACCACAAUAUUGGAAAUUCAAAAAAAUGAUAAAAGAUUUGGAACAUGUUGGUUUUCAGGCAACGGAUGAACGCCUAAAUGCGCAUGAGAUCGUUAGGAAAAACCUUUAUCCUCCUGGAAAAGUGAGCAAUAUAAUUUGCUCAUAUUUGUCAAGUACAUCAUGUAUAUUGAGAUGGCAACUGGACGCUGAUAAGUACACCGUUAGUAGACAAGAAAGUAAUAGUUUAACCUGGAAUAACUUAGUAACUGACUUUUCUUGCAAUCAAUACAUCGUUGAUUACAUGGUAAUUGGUGAAUCGUGCAAGUUUUGUGUAAUUGCUAAAAAUCAUCUUGGUGUAUCUGAUGACAGCAUUGUGUCUUAUUGUCACAAACUUCCAAACGUUAGGGGUGUCAGAUUUGAAGAUAUCGUGAAAAUUAUUAGAUCUAACGAUGUCAACAAAUUGAAAAAAUUACUAUCCAUUCAUCCAAACAUCGUUCACAUGAGAGAUGAAGAUGAAUACACACCAUUGAUGUGGACAGUAUGUUACACCAACAAUACAUCAAUGGUGGAAAUACUCAUCUCAUAUGGGAGUGAUGUUUGGGCGGAAGAUAGUGUGAAACGAAACAGUUAUCAUUACGCUGCAUAUUAUGAUCGUCACACAAUAUUAGAUAUGUUAUGUCGACAUGAUGUAACAAACAUCAACCGUGGAAAUGUUUUCAACUUCACACCAUUACAUCUUGCUGCAAUGUAUGGUCACAUCUCAUGUGUUGAUGUUUUGUUGCGUCAUGGAAAUAUUGAUGUGGCGAUCGAAAAUAUAUAUGGAGACACAGCUUAUGAUUGUGUUGGAGGGUGGAAGAAUGUACAAAAGCGGGAAAUAAUAAGACGAAAAAUAAAAGAAUACGAAGACAGGACGAAGUAAAUAUUUCAAAUGAUUUUGUUUUGAAAAACAACAAUCAGUUUGUGAGAUGAGGAACGAGUCCAUUUUUUAGUUUUAUUUUAUAUUGUAAUAAAUUUAUUUGUAGUAAAACGUACUGAAACAUUUUUCUGAUCGAUUUUUAUCAAGCCUUGUUUCGUUUAUAUUUCAUUCAGGAAGCGACACAUGUCAAAGGUCACGUGUUUUUUAAACUGUCUCAAACUUGCCGCAUGGUGCAAUGUAGAGUAAAUCUUAUUACAAACAUCAACUGAUAUACUUUCUCAACCUCGUCCCCAAGUCUUGUUAGGCCUUUUAUAUUUUGAAGGCCUGAACAAGGCCCUGGCCCUGGCUGGUCACGUGACGACAGAAUACCCACGUAUAGUGGGUAUUUUGAAAAUAAUUAUUUGUCUCGCUCUUCCAAAAUAUGCACAAGCAGUCGAGAAAAAAAUAAAAGAACUGACAGAAUUAUUUAGAAUGGUUAAAAUAAUAUUAAUAAGAAAAAAAUAUAUAUAUAUAUUUUAAUAUAAAUAUUUUUAUCUAAAUAUUUUUAUAUAAAUAUUUUUUACAUUGUAAAAAAUAUUUUUAUUUACUUAUAAUAAUAUUAUUUAAUGUAUAAAAAAAACUGUUAAUAAAUAUUGUAUAAUAUAUUAAACAUUCACACUUG